GGACAUGCUUCGUAUUCAAUAAUAAGGGGUUGAAUGGAUUUGGUGUUCAAGUUGAAAAGAAAUGCAUCCUCUUCUUCUACACCCAGGAUAAGGUCAAAAGGAGCCUUAUUUUUCUUCCUCCUCUUCUUACUCUCAUCAUCAUUAAUCGGAACAAAGGCAUCCAAGAAAAGCUUCCUCACCCAAUGGAUCUAAGAGGCGGUCGUUCCCAUCGUGCUGUCCGGUCGGUGUUGGGGGGCCCUCAGGGAUGGGGUGUCAUCCUUUUUUUUUCUAAGAGGCGGUCGUUCCAGAGUGAAUCCAGACUAGUAUGGUACAUCAAAACCCAUUCUUGACCAGCUAUGAUAGACGGCUGUCGAUUGCCACUACCGCGGGUCCCGCGGCUGUCUUCGGUGUCCUUCGGGAGCAUAAAAACUCUCAUGUAAUGGAUGCCAUUGAAGCCGUCUUCAAUUGAAGUCCUUGAAAUAGUUAAAGAGGUGAUAGGAUUAUACUACCUCCAAGAAGAUUCUCAUAGCAAAACGGCACGGUUAUUUAGGUGAUAAUUAAAUAAAGUAAUUCGGGUAUAUUUUGAGAAAUAAUUUUAAUAUGUAUAUACGGAGUAUUAUAAUG
This is a messenger RNA of Cuscuta epithymum, 603 nucleotides long. NCBI's taxonomy places the organism in Eukaryota, Viridiplantae, Streptophyta, Magnoliopsida, Solanales, Convolvulaceae. The record is from the annotation of a GenBank genome assembly.